AUGUCUGAAAAGUCUAGCCUAGUCGUGAUUGCAACAGUCAACCAGCUCAACACGCAAUCCCCGGGGCCCCACACUAACGAGUGGCGUGACAUUAAUGAUCUCAUGGACGAAGAGGACGAGGCGUUUGCAAUCUGUGACCUGUAUCUGGACGAGGUCAGCACUGCCAUCGCAUCGACCCUGGACGACGACAUGGUGUCCCCCUACAAGAAGAUUGUGCUUGCGCGCAUCGUCCUAUCGGACGCACGAAACUUCAGCCCUGGCACCCUGUGCAAGACGUUUGCGCUGCUCAACAGCCUGCGCCCCGGGCCACUGGCCGAGGUGGCCAGCGAGCUCGCGGACGACAUUGCCGUCAUCAUCGGCAUGGACCUGGAGGCUGAGGCUCUGCGGGUGUGUCUGUGGGCCGAGAAGGUCUUUGCGAAGCAGCCGCCGGUGCUGAAGCCGCGGAAAAACGCUCCCAAAGCCUGCUGGUCCUGCGUGAUGAACAGACUAGUCGAAUUCCUCCAGGACGAGGAGGUCUGCGCCAAGCGCUGGUACGAGCUGGACGAGCUGGUCCGGCAAACGCCGUCGCUUGUCCUGGACGAGGGCGAGGCCGUCGACCGCGACAUCAUCCUGGACCUCGGAGGUCCCUCCGCUAGUGUCAGACUACGAGAUUAUCUCCUGGUGGACAACGCCAAUCUCCUGGCUAGGCACGCGUUCACCGCCAUGGUGCUGCUGGGGGCCAUCCGCAGCCCGCGCCUCAAGAAGCGGGUGCUGCUGGCCAAGCGCUUCUUGACCACCAGCAUGAUUCGCAAUUUUUGUGAGACCGCAGAGGCGGUUGAGGUGGCCACUGGGGUCGACCACACGGCGUUGCUUGAGACGGUCUACGCGAACACCUCGCUGGAGAAAACCUGGCGCAGCGAAAAAGAAAUAGUAUGCUAA
Messenger RNA from Sphaeroforma arctica JP610, 918 nucleotides. RefSeq lists its product as hypothetical. The record is from RefSeq and is a predicted model, not a curated record. The coding region runs from base 1 to 918 and encodes 305 amino acids. Lineage: Eukaryota; Ichthyosporea; Ichthyophonida. The transcript is spliced from 2 exons.